AUGUUUGUUCGUUAUACAUUAGACUUUCUUCGUAUUCAUAGUCGAAAUUUUUCUUAUCGACUUAACGCAAUUCCUGUACGGACAUAUACCAAUUUAACGGGAAUUGUUAAACCUCGUUGCGCAAUUUUGUUUCCAGGUCAAGGCGCGCAAUAUGUUGGAAUGGGAAAAGAUCUUUACGAGAAUUUUGCUUCGGCACGUCAAAUUUUUGAUGAGGCUAAUGAGGUAUUAGGAUUUGAUCUAAAAGAAUUAAUAUUUAAUGGAACGCAGAGAGAAUUGAUGCAGACGGAAAAUGCGCAACCCGCAAUAUUAACAACAUCUUUGGCCAUUCUUCGUAUAUUAGAGAGUGAAUUCGGUUUUGAUGUCGAAUCCGCUUGCACUUUUGCGCUUGGUCAUUCAUUAGGGGAGUAUACAGCUCUCGUUGCUACAAAAUCAUUAUCCUUACAUGAUGCUAUCAAGCUUGUGAGAUUACGCGGAGAAUCCAUGACAAAAGCCGUUUCAAAAUUGAAAGUUAAAACAGCCAUGUCAGCAUUGAUUGUACGAGAAGAGAAUUUAGCAGAGAUAGAAGAUACGAUAGAACAACUUAAUUUAUCUUUGCCUGAAGGUGAAGUAGUAGAACUGGCAAAUAUUAAUAGUUCGUUUCAAGCUGUGAUAAGUGGUACCAAAAACGCUGUUGACUAUGCAUCAGAAGUACUACAAUCUAAUCAUCUUGCAGCGAGAGCUUUGGACCUUCCUGUAUCUGCACCAUUCCAUUGUAAGCUGAUGCAACCAGCUGCCGACAUGAUGAAAGCAUCACUUCAAAAUAUAACAUUCAAUAAUCCAGUUAUUGAUGUCAUAUCAAAUGUGAUGGCUAGCCCGAUAAAUUCCAUCACUGAAAUACCUCGUUUGUUAGAAAAACAAGUUACUGCAACUGUUCAAUGGCAAAAGAGCAUAAAAUUCUGUAAAGAGAGAGAGAUUAAUAAUUUUAUUGUAAUUGGGCCCGCUAGAGUUCUAGCUAAUAUAUUGAAAAAAGAAUACCCAAUGGAUCGUGUUAGGUUAGACGGUGCUUUAUGA
This is a messenger RNA of Funneliformis mosseae, 1050 nucleotides long. The record is from the annotation of a GenBank genome assembly. Lineage: Eukaryota; Fungi; Glomeromycota; Glomeromycetes; Glomerales; Glomeraceae.